AUGAUGAGAUUUCUGAGAUCGUUGCUGCUUCAUCCGCUAGCCGCCCAGGCCGUGGCAUGGCAGACGGCCGAGGAGUCCGAGGUGAGGCAGCAUCUCGCAAGGAAUGAGUAUACCCUGGUGGCCUUUGUCGUGCCUGAGCUGAAGGAAAGUAAAGCUCUAUUACCGGAAUGGAAGACAAUUCACCGGAGUGACGUCGAAACUGUAGCAGUUAGCUGCACUGCAACUCCUGAUCUCUGCCAGGCAUUCGAUGUCGUUUCAUUCCCCACCAUCCGGCUUUACCGUCGAGAGCGGCCCAUGAUCCGAUACCGUGGAGCUCGAAAGGCUGCAUCUAUCAUCUCCUUCGUUGAUCGCACCAUCCGGCCAGUCAUAACAUCACUUAAUAACGACACUGUCGCCUCCUUCUCCUCCAUUGACGACAUAGUCUUCAUUGCUAAUCUGCGAGAGGAAGACGAGAGCGCCUUGGGAUUGUUUUCCAGGCUUGCUGAGGAACACCGCGAUCGAUAUUCCUUUGGCAAAAUGACUACUGCAGAAGGACAGAGCCAGGUUCACUGCUAUAAUAAUAUCGAGGGAUCUCCGCACAACACAGCCAGUCUGGACCGGGUUAGCCCUCUUGAGGAGCUCGUGUCUACAUGCACAGAGCCGCUGUUCCGAAAUAUAAACCGACACAGUUUUAUGGGUCCUUUCACUAAAUGGGCAUUUUUGCUGUACUACCUAAGCGAUGAUAAAGCCGAGCGCGCCGCAUUUAGGGAAAGCAUGCGGCCGAUAGCAAAAAUGUUUAAUGAGACCAUAAAAUUCCUGACGGUCAAUUCAGGGAAGUAUGCAUACCUACUUCCCGAUAUGGGUAUCCCGAACGACAAGGGGUUGGCAGCAUGUAACCCCGAUACGGGCGAAGCAUAUCCAUAUCAGGGCGAAAUCGGGCCAGACAACGUGAGCAGGUUCCUAAAGUCUGUGAUAGACAACGAAGUGAAGCCGUGGGAUAAGAAUUCAUUUGUACCUACACCGGUGCAAAAGGUUGAUGUGUAUGACGAGUAUGACGAGUAUGACGAGUAUGACGAGUAUGAUGAGUAUGACGAGCAUGACGAGCAUGACGAGCUUUAA
Messenger RNA from Pochonia chlamydosporia 170, 1098 nucleotides. RefSeq names its product protein disulfide-isomerase. Gene Ontology annotation, cellular component: endoplasmic reticulum. Lineage: Eukaryota; Fungi; Ascomycota; Sordariomycetes; Hypocreales; Clavicipitaceae. Gene Ontology annotation, biological process: response to endoplasmic reticulum stress; protein folding. Bases 1 to 1098 code for a protein of 365 amino acids. The transcript has 6 exons. The record is from RefSeq and is a predicted model, not a curated record. Gene Ontology annotation, molecular function: protein disulfide isomerase activity.